This is a messenger RNA of Harpegnathos saltator (Jerdon's jumping ant), 2368 nucleotides long. RefSeq names its product Ada2a-containing complex component 2 (gene Atac2). The record is from RefSeq and is a predicted model, not a curated record. The transcript is spliced from 7 exons. Bases 96 to 2075 code for a protein of 659 amino acids. NCBI's taxonomy places the organism in Eukaryota, Metazoa, Arthropoda, Insecta, Hymenoptera, Formicidae. Gene Ontology annotation, molecular function: histone acetyltransferase activity.
GCAGAAAAAGAGAACGAACUACGAAUAUAGAAGUAUAUAGAAGUCUAUCGUCUCGAUAAGUGCUACAAUUUUUUAUACUGAACAUUAAAAGGACAAUGUCGGAAGUUGAGAAAGAAAACAAAAUUGCCGACUCAAGAAAGUCGAAAGAGACUGCAAAUAUUGAUAAUUGCAAAAUAUGUGAGAAAAUAUGCAACCCUUAUGAUAAACCAGGAUUGCAUUGCAGCGGUGGAUGCAAUAGGAAAAUACAUAUAGAAUGUUUAAAAAGAGGCAAUGUUCCUACGCCUUUUGUGGGAGAUGUUUUCUUUGACCUUACUUGUACUUCUUGCAAUCCUCUAGGUGAAGAAACAGUAGUACGCAAUAGAAUGCCAUGGCUCAAUGUCAUUGUUUUGACUCUCUAUAAUUUGCGUGAGAAAUCAAGUGGUAUCAGUAACCGGGGAUACUUCCAUUGGAAGUCUGACAUUAGUACUUUUGUGGACAAAAAUUGGGAUACUCUGUUUAAAAAGUCUGUAAAAAAAAGAAAAAAUUGGACCGGCACCAUUUCUGGCACAUUAUCUCAUUAUGGUGGAAUAUUUUUCAAAUCUGGUACUGUCGAAUUAGAUGAAGCUGGAUGGUGGAAAUUGUUGGACAAUGAUCCUCCUGAAAUUCUUAUUGCCAGAAACAACAAAGUGAUACAAGAUAGAAAAAAGAACUCAAGUACAAAAAUAUUUUGUAAGUCAUCUAGUAGUUCUGUUCAGUCAGACUCUAGUAUCUCUGUUGGAGAGGAUAGCAACUGUGGUGGAGAACUGUUCAAACAUCAAAAUUCAUCUGUGUAUUCCCAUGCCUAUGUUCAACCUACUGAAUUAUUGUCUGAUUUUCUAUUUGAAGAUGAUGAACCAAAUGAUUUGAAUACCGAGGAUAACAUAAUGUUACGCAAUGAAAACUGUAUACCCUCGAUCUCCGACUUAAUACGUGAUUGUCAAUAUGAAGAUGCCAGUUUCCAAUUGACACAAUCAACGGACAAUUGCGAUUGGUUGUGUAACACGAAUCCUCCAUCGCCAAACGAUACUGGCAAUGAAAGUAAAACCAUACAGGAAGAAGAAUACGAUGAAGAUAGCAAUGAUAGUCCCGUCUCCAUACAAGAACAACCUCCAGCUUCAUUGUUCAAAGAAACGCAACACCGCAAGUGGCCUUGGUCCAAGAGAUUCUCCGUUAUUGAUACGAAGAUACCACACAUGACGCGCCAGGAAGAAGCAUAUUUAUUACAAAAAAUUAAUAAGGCUGAUCUCGACAAAGCACCGCCUCAUAUUAGAAGACUGUAUAGAAAAUUAGCAGUGCGUAAAACGAAGAGAGAGUACGGCUUACCUCUGUUAGACGUUGAUUGUUUCGGAUCGAAAUCGGGAGUGUCCACGAAACCGUCGAAAAGUAACGACCGAGUAUUAGACAGGUUCUUCGUCAACGACCUAGGAUGCAUUUUUGAGCAAAGGUUACAAGGUUACAGCGAACCUACGACCGUGCAUAGUCCGUACACGAAUAGACUCUUGAAGCCGUUCAUAAGGCGAGAUGCUUACUCGCAGCCUUUAUGGUUAAGAAUCAUGGAAGAAGUAUGCGCAAAAGCGAACAAAAAUAAUCCAGAGUGGAAACCGUCAUCUAGAGCACCUAUCGAUUAUUCCUAUAUCAAACCGCAACACAUCCCGGCAAUCAACAGUCUCUGUAGCCAAUUUUUUUGGCCUGGCAUAGAUUUGACCGAAUGUUUGCAGUAUCCAGACUUCACCUGCGUCGUAUUGUACAAAAAAUUAGUCAUAGGUUUUGCAGUAUUAGUGCCAGAAGUUGGGUACAACGAAGCCUACAUCUCAUUCAUCUUGACACGCCCAGAAUGGCGAAAGGCCGGCAUCGGCACGUUCAUGCUGUAUCACUUAAUACAGACGUGCAUGGGACGAGACGUUACAUUACAUGUGUCGGCCACAAAUCCCGCCUUAAUAUUGUACCAAAAGUUCAGUUUCAAAGUGGAGGAAUUCAUUCAAGACUUUUACGACAAGUACAUGCCACCAAGUUCACGAGAAUGCAGACACGCCUUGUUCUUACGUUUAAACAGAUAAAAUAUAGCUCGUAAGUGAUUUAUAAAUCACUGAUGCCUAUAAAUAACUCUGUUUAUUCAAUGUACAAAACAUUUCUUAUGAAACAUUCUCUUUGGACUGUAGAUUUCUCGCGAGCAGUUUUUAAAUUUACAAUUUAUAAUUUUAAUUUCAUGAUAAUAUUCUAGAUAGUCUAGAUAGUCUAUCCAAGAGAAAAAUAAAGUAAACGACAUAAUUAUGUAUUAUUUGUUCCUCUGAAAUUUACUGUUUCAAAAAUGAUCUGCAGUUGUUACUUAAAAACUAUGUGUACAAUUUAA